AUGGCCCCCGAAAAGGACUCCCCUGCCACCACAACCGGCCCCGCGCCGGGUCCCGACCCCGAUAUCGAAGCCUUCCAUCCCGCCACCGGAGCCGUCGCCGACGACGCUCACUACCGCACCGGCAACCGCACCGGCAACCGCACCGGCGACGACGACGCCCUCGCCAUGGUCGGGAUACACAGCCAACCCUACGACCCCGCCGUCGCCGCCCGUGCCGUCCGCAAAAUCGACUGGUUCCUCAUCCCCGCCAUGAUCUUUGGAUACGGCCUAGUCUACUACGACAAGGCAAUCCUCGGCUCAGCAGUCCUCUUCGGCAUGACAACAGACCUCCACCUCUCCGUGCCCCUCCCCCCGGGCCCAAACGGCGGCACCACCCCCGGCGUCGACACGUCCCGCCUCUCCUGGGCCACCUCCCUCUUCUACUUUGGCAUGCUCGCCGGCCUCUACCCCAUGACCUACGCCCUCCAACGCCUCCCCCAAGGCCGCACCCUCGGCACAAUCGUCAUCCUCUGGUCCGCCAUCUGCAUGCUCACCGCCGCCGUCACCUCCCACGGGGGUCUCUACGCCCAGCGCUUCGCCCUCGGCUUCGUCGAGAGCGUCAUCCCCACGGGCUUCAUGUGCAUCGUUUCGGGCCACUACACCCAGGCCGAGCAGUCCCUCCGCCAGAGCUGGUGGUUCAGCGCCACGGGACUCUUCACCAUCAUCGGCGGCGCCCUCAACUACGCCUUUGCCCAGGUCCGCGGCGGCGGCGCCGCCCUCCGCCCGUGGCAGUCCAUCUACCUCCUCGCCGGCUGCCUGACCUUCCUCUUUGGCGCCUUUUGCUUCCUCCUCCCCGACUCCCCCGUCUCGGCCUGGUUCCUCACCCGCGAGGAGCGCGUCGCCGCCGUGGAACGCCUCCGCGUCGGCCAGACGGGCGUCCGCUGCACGACCUUUAAACCCCGCCAGCUCCGCGAGGCCCUCCUCGACGUCAAAACCUGGCUCGUCGCGCUGAUGAUGGCCUCGGCCUACACAAUGAACGGCGCCGUCUCCGGCUUUGGGCCCCUCAUCGUCUCGACCUUUGGCUGGACCUCCCUCGAGUCCAUCCUCUUCCAGUUCCCCCUCGGCGGCCUCUGCUUCCUCGUCAUCCUCGCGACAGGUUAUCUCGGCACCCGCCUCCGCAACGUCCGCAUCAUCAUGCUCGUCGCCUGCUGCCUCCCCGUCAUCGCCGGCUGCGCCCUCGUCUGGCGCUCCGCCUGGAUGCACCACGCGCCCGCACCCGUGGUGGGCUACUCCAUCACGGGCUUCUUUGGCGGCGUCGUCAGCCUCAUCAUCACCCUCGGCAUGUCCAACGUUGCCGGCCACACCAAAAAGAGCUUCAUGGCCGGCACCAUCUUUGCGGCCUAUUGUGUUGGCAACAUUGUCGGUCCGCAACUCGUAAAGUCGCAGAGCAAAGCAGCGCAUUACCCGGAGCUAUGGCUCGGGCUCAUCAUCUGCUACGUGAUUUGCAUCGUCGCGUCAGGCGCGCUGUACUACGUGCUCUGGAGUGAGAACAAGCGCCGCGAUGCGCUGCCCAUUGAUGGGGAGGAGCGGGCUAAGCUUGCCUUUCAGGAUCUGACGGACAAGGAGAAUCCCUACUUCCGCUACGUGUACUAA
Colletotrichum orchidophilum is the source of this 1632-nucleotide messenger RNA. Its product is annotated as major facilitator superfamily transporter. The transcript is spliced from 2 exons. Lineage: Eukaryota; Fungi; Ascomycota; Sordariomycetes; Glomerellales; Glomerellaceae. The coding region runs from base 1 to 1632 and encodes 543 amino acids. Gene Ontology annotation, cellular component: membrane. Gene Ontology annotation, biological process: transmembrane transport. The record is from RefSeq and is a predicted model, not a curated record. Gene Ontology annotation, molecular function: transmembrane transporter activity.